AUGAGGGUGGUUUCUAGUCUCUUUCUUCUUGUCCUGCUGGCAGAGGUGUGGCUGGUGACCAGUUUCAAUCUCAGUUCCCAUUCACCAGAGGCUCCUGUUCACCUGGAGUCUCAGGAUUAUGAGAAUCAAACUUGGGAAGAGUACACAUGGACUGAUCCCAGGCAUGAGGAGGAGGAGGAGGAGGAGAAGGAGGAGGAGGAAGACUGGCUGAGGGCCAGCCAGAAGCUCUCCAAUGAGACUUCAAGCUUUGGGUUCAAUCUGCUUCGAAAGAUCUCCAUGAGGCACGACGGCAAUGUGAUCUUCUCACCUUUUGGCCUGUCUGUAGCCAUGGUGAACUUGAUGCUGGGGGCCAAGGGAGAGACCAAAGUCCAGGUAGAAAAUGGACUCAACCUACAGGCCCUGAGCCAGGCAGGACCCCUGAUCCUUCCGGCCCUCUUCAAGAGGGUCAAAGAGACCUUUUCCAGCAACCAGGAAUUAAGCCUCACCCAGGGAAGCUUUGCCUUCAUCCACAAGGACUUUGAUAUUAAAGAGACCUAUUUCAAUCUAUCCAAGAAGUAUUUUGAUACAGAGUAUGUGCCUACAAAUUUUCAAAAUUCCUCACAAGCCAGAGGCCUCAUAAACCACUACAUUGUUAAAGAGACUGAGGGGAAAAUCCCUAAGCUUUUUGAUGAGAUUAAUCCUGAAACAAAGUUAAUUCUGGUGGACUACAUCUUAUUCAAAGGGAAGUGGCUGACUCCAUUUGACCCCAUCUUCACUGAGGCUGACACUUUCCACCUGGACAAGUACAAGGCAGUUAAGGUGCCCAUGAUGUACCGGGAAGGGGACUUUGCCUCCACCUUUGAUAAGAAGUUCCGUUGUCACAUCCUCAAACUGCCCUACCAAGGAAACACCACCAUGCUAGUGGUCCUCAUGGAGAAAACAGGUGACCACUUGGCCCUGGAGGACUACUUGACCAUAGAUCUUGUGGAUACAUGGCUCCAGAAUAUGAAAACAAGGAAAAUGGAGGUCUUCUUUCCCAAGUUCAAGCUGAAUCAGAGGUAUGAGAUGCACGAGCUGCUCAAGCAGAUGGGAAUCAGGAGGCUCUUCUCCACCUCAGCUGACCUCAGUGAACUCUCAGCCGUGGCAGGAAACCUUCAGGUGUCCAAGGUCUUACAACAGUCGGUGCUUGAGGUGGAUGAAAGGGGAACUGAAGCAGUGUCAGGGACACUGUCAGAGAUUGUCGCUUACUCCAUGCCUCCCAUCAUCAAAGUGGACCGGCCUUUUCACUUCAUCAUCUAUGAGGAGAUGUCAAGGAUGCUCCUAUUUCUGGGCAGGGUGGUGAACCCGACAGUCUUGUGA
Mastomys coucha (southern multimammate mouse) is the source of this 1338-nucleotide messenger RNA. RefSeq names its product serpin family A member 10 (gene Serpina10). Lineage: Eukaryota; Metazoa; Chordata; Mammalia; Rodentia; Muridae. Gene Ontology annotation, molecular function: serine-type endopeptidase inhibitor activity. Gene Ontology annotation, biological process: negative regulation of endopeptidase activity; blood coagulation. The record is from RefSeq and is a predicted model, not a curated record. The transcript has 4 exons. Bases 1 to 1338 code for a protein of 445 amino acids.